AUGGUUUCGGUGAAGUCUGAGAUAAGCGCGAUAGUUGGUAUCAAAGAUCCCUCAGUUUCUGAGUUCCUUUACGAUAUUUGCUCUAAGAGCUUGAGUAUCGAAGACUUCUCACGAAAGAUUCAAGACCUUGAUGUUGGCAUACCGGCAGAGAAAUGCACGAAAGUUUACCAGCUAGUUAAGAAUUCGGUGAACAAAACCGGGAAUAACGCUCAAAAAAAGGUCGCCGAAAUUUUGGAAAAAAGCGUUGGCGUCAGUGAUCCAAUAGUGGUAGAUUUCGUUGUUGACAUAUGUUCCAAGUGUCCUACAUACCACGAGUUUGAAUCCCGACUUGAAGAGAUGGAUAGCGGUCUUCAGAAAGAAGUAUUAAUACCUAUUUUUACUGCCUUGAAGGGCCAUGGUUUCAAACAUGAAACAUUCGAUGUGCUUUCUAUGCCAGACGAGAAGAUCGCUUGGGAACCAACCGCUAAGGACGAUAUCAGCCGCACUAAGAGAGGUUCUUUUGAUGAAGCUAAUUUGGAUGCUUCCCCCGCAAUAGAUAAGAUAUAUCCAGGUGUGGUUAGAAAGCUCGUGGGAUUCGGCUGCUUUGUGCGCAUUUCGGGCACGAAGGAUCCUCGUUGCGAUGGCUUGGUACAUAUUUCCGAAAUGGCAGACCGAAGGAUCAAUGAUCCUUCAGAGGUGGUAUCGUUGGGUCAGCGCGUUUUCGUCAAAGUAAUAAAAGUACAAAAAAAUGGGAAAAUCUCACUGCGAUUGAAGAACAUCAAUCAGAACACUGGCAUCGAACAAAAUACAGAUAUUGAGCAGUACCAGCGCCGCGGGAGAGGUGCUGAGAAAAAGGCAACCAUUACUACUAAAAGAAAAUUAACGUCCCCAGAAAGGUGGGAAAUUCGUCAGUUAAUAGCUAGUGGAGCAGCCUCUACAGAUGACUAUCCUGAACUCAACGAAGAAGUUGAGCAAGUUACGGAGAUGUUUGAAAAACCUCGCAAAGUCUCGCCUGAAGAAAUCGAUGUUGAGCUCAACACAGAUGAUGAACCGCAAUUUUUGAAAGGCCAAACAGACGUUACUAAAAAACACGAGAUGCCUACGGUCUCUAAAAUCCCACAGGGCUCACUUACAAGGACUGCUUUAAAGGGCUCAGACGUAAUGAACCAACAUCGAGCGGAGAGGUUGCGAAAAAAGAAGGAGCUUGAGCAAGAGGAUCGCAGGAGGCGCUUAACUGAUGACCCGUCAAUCAAAGAUCAAACGGAAUACAACAAUAAACAAAGGUCUCUCACUGCAUGGGAAAGAAGCAGGACAAGAGAGAAUAUUGAAUACGGAAAAAGAACGAGCUUGCCAAUAAAAGCUCAAAGGGAGACUCUCCCUGUCUUCAAGCUGAAAAGGCAGCUCAUCGAAGCGGUCAAAGAAAAUCAAUUCCUUGUCAUUAUUGGUGAAACAGGUUCAGGAAAGACAACUCAAAUCACUCAGUACUUAGACGAGGAGGGAUUUAGUAAAAACGGCUUAAUUGGGUGCACACAGCCCAGAAGAGUUGCAGCAGUUUCGGUUGCUAAGCGUGUUGCAGAAGAAAUUGGAUGCAGAGUUGGUGAAGAUGUGGGCUACACGAUUAGAUUUGAAGAUGAGACCAGUCCAAAAACUAGGAUUAAAUACAUGACGGAUGGUAUGCUUCAAAGAGAAGCAUUGAUGGACCCUGAGAUGAAAAACUACUCUGUGAUAUUGUUAGAUGAAGCCCACGAAAGAACAGUGGCAACUGAUGUUCUUUUUGCGCUACUCAAAAAGGCUGCUUUACGCAGGCCAGAUCUGAGGGUGAUUGUGACAUCAGCAACUUUAGAUGCUGAAAAGUUUUCAAGCUACUUUUUACAAUGUCCUAUUGUCAAAAUUCCAGGGAAGACUUUUCCAGUAGAGGUGCUAUAUUCCCAAACUCCACAGAUGGACUACAUCGAAAGUGCGCUGGAUACAGUCAUGGAGAUCCAUAUCAAUGAAGGGCGUGGCGAUAUUUUAGUCUUUCUCACUGGCCAGGAAGAGAUCGACACUUGCUGUGAAAUUCUUUAUGAGCGAGUUAAAACUUUGGGCGACGCCAUACAGAGGCUCUUGAUCCUUCCAGUGUAUUCGGCUUUGCCUAGCGAAGUACAGUCAAAAAUAUUCGAACCCACGCCAGAAGGAUGUAGAAAAGUCAUCUUUGCCACCAACAUUGCAGAAACUUCAAUUACAAUCGACGGAAUUUACUUCGUGGUUGACCCUGGUUUUGCAAAAAUAAAUACUUACAACCCUCGAAUCGGGAUGGAGCAGUUGAUAGUAUCGCCAAUAUCCCAAGCUCAAGCUAACCAGAGAAAGGGCCGUGCUGGUAGAACUGGAGAGGGGAAGUGCUAUCGGCUCUAUACGGAAUCUGCUUUUCGUCAUGAGAUGAUGCCAAAUACUGUUCCAGAGAUACAAAGGCAAAAUUUGGCCCAUACAAUACUAAUGCUCAAAGCUAUGGGAAUCAACGACUUGUUACAUUUUGAGUUCAUGGAUGCUCCCCCGAGAGCCUCAAUGACUAGUGCUUUGGAAGACCUAUACAAUCUACAGGCCCUUGAUGAUGAGGGUAGACUUACGAAAUCCGGGCGCCUAAUGUCACUUUUUCCAAUGGAACCUGCCUUGUCCAAAGCUUUAAUCGAAUCUUCACAUAAGGGCUGCUCUGAUGAGGUAUCUACAAUUAUAUCAAUGCUUUCGGUUCAAAACGUUUUUUACAGGCCAAAAGACAAACAACAGGAAGCUGACUCAAAGAAGGCAAGGUUUCAUCAUCCAUACGGAGACCACCUAACACUUUUGAACGUAUACAACCGCUGGCGGGAAGACAACUACUCGAAGUCGUUUUGUGUGAAUAACUAUCUUCAUGAGCGUCACCUGAGGCGUGCAAGAGAAGUCAAAACUCAACUUAACAACAUUUUCAAUAAGCUGAAGCUGCCCAUGCGUAGCUGCGGCGGCGACCCUAAUCUUAUCCGCCGUACUCUGGUCUCGGGGUUUUUCAAAAAUGCCGCCAAGAGAGACUCUGAAGCAGGAUACAAGACUGUUACAGAUGGUACCUCUGUAAGCGUGCAUCCCUCAAGCGCACUCUUCGGAAAGGGAUACGAUUAUGUUAUUUACCAUAGUCUUGUUUUGACGUCGAAAGAAUACAUGUCGCACGUCACCUCAAUAGAGCCUCAUUGGCUGGUUGAGAGUGCCCCUCAUUUUUAUAAAGUCAUUGGAGCAGAGAGCGAGUCAAGGAAAAGAGCAAAAAUAGCUCCUCUCUACAACAAGUUCUCGCAAAGUCAAGAUUCCUGGAGGCUAAGCUCGAUGCGUCAAACUAAGGAGAAAGCUUUGGGGAUUAGAAGAUGA
Messenger RNA from Lachancea thermotolerans CBS 6340, 3345 nucleotides. RefSeq names its product DEAH-box ATP-dependent RNA helicase PRP22 (gene PRP22). The record is from RefSeq and is a predicted model, not a curated record. Gene Ontology annotation, biological process: spliceosomal complex disassembly. Gene Ontology annotation, cellular component: intracellular anatomical structure; catalytic step 2 spliceosome. The coding region runs from base 1 to 3345 and encodes 1114 amino acids. Gene Ontology annotation, molecular function: RNA binding; ATP binding. Lineage: Eukaryota; Fungi; Ascomycota; Saccharomycetes; Saccharomycetales; Saccharomycetaceae. The transcript has a single exon.